UGAUCCGCGUCACGGGCGUCGUCAUGGCAGUGUACUCUCGUAAAGUGACAGCGCUGUCGUGUUGUUAUCUUUGUGCCCCUAACUGAACUUUAAACAUCUUAAAUGUCGAACUGCGGUUUACUUGCCGUCAAGAAACUCGUAUAUUUACCAAAACUGGCGACGUGAUCAGAGAAUACUGCUCAAAUUGAAGCUUGGUGUAUGUGGAGUCUGAUGAUGGGUUUCUGGCAGCCGGUGACCAAUUUUAGAGAUUAUAUAUCCCAGAAUCCUCCAGGGGUUACAUGUUUCCUGUGUCUUUUAGCUCUGGCUAUCUCCUUUAUCUGCCUCAGCUCUUACAGCUACACUCACACUCUGCCAAACCCUGACACAGAAAAGGACUGGAACCACCUACUGGCCUCUUUGUCACAGUUCCAGCUGUGUGUAAAAGCCAAUGCAAUUUCAUCUGAUCUUGUCUCGCCGAUCCCAUCUCCUCUGAUGGAUAGAGACACUUCAAUUAACUCUACAAAGACUCCUCUCACCACUUUGCAUCUCAAGGUUCCUCUGGCUGUGACUACCAACUCAAACAGUGGCUCCCUAAAAGACCUUGGUUUACACACUGCCUUGAGAGCCAGUCAAUUAAAUCUUGGAGGAAAUGACAUUGCUAUUGUGACUCUGGAGUUUUUGUCUAAAAAUGAUACCUACACCUGCCUCACCAUAAGUGCCCCAGCGCAGCUCCUGCCCAUGAGACUACUUCCGCCAGAGUGCCCAGCAUAUGAGAAAAACAUUUCACCCAUCCAUGUGGAAGUGAGCAACCAGCAGCCUGCUGCAUCACAAACCUGCUACAGGCUCAACUCCAAGAGUGACCCUACACUCACAGUCAUGUUAACACAGGAGGAGCAGAGCGUGGCAGUGCAACAUCUGCUGGAAGUCAGUGUGUUUCUGCUCGGAGUUUGUUUGAUACUCUGUGUAGCUGCUAGUCUGACACGUACGCUCAUUCGCCGCCAUCAUUGGAACGGACUGGAUCUACAAAAUGAGCCCUUGAUUGGCACAUGAACAUUUUUCAUCCGCUGAACCCAAAAUAAAUCAUUUGGAGAGAAGA
Cottoperca gobio is the source of this 1075-nucleotide messenger RNA. RefSeq names its product transmembrane protein 248. The coding region runs from base 199 to 1029 and encodes 276 amino acids. The record is from RefSeq and is a predicted model, not a curated record. The transcript is spliced from 7 exons. NCBI's taxonomy places the organism in Eukaryota, Metazoa, Chordata, Actinopteri, Perciformes, Bovichtidae.